UUCUUAGUUAUUAUAAAUUAUUUAGUAAUGGAGGGAGAAGAAGGCUUAUUCGAGAACAACCUUGGAAAUGAUAGAAGAGUUUCAGGUGACAAUAAUUCUUUGGAUAAUUUGGACGAUUUCCCACAACCUUUUCCAGAUCCUCUAAAGGAGGGCAUCCUUUCUGGCAUGAACGACGACCAACUUGACAUGAAUUUAGAAUCAGUUUCUAACCCACUACAUAAUUACGAAGAGAACCAGCUUGACUUAGACAAUGAGGAGUAUGGGUUUGACAGCAAUAUAGAUGACAAUGGUAUUCCAAGAAAGAGCCAAGGUAACAAAAAGAGUGAGAAUACUCAUAAGAAGAAUUAUGAGUUAAGGAAGAGAGAUCCUGGAAUAAAUAUGUCGGAAGUUGAACUAGCGAAUAAAAGUCUGAAGGAUGCCCAAGCCCUUGAGGAUAAGUCAUCUGGCUAUGGCAUGCUCAUCCUACCAGACCAGAGUUUCAUGAUGACUCGUGAAGAGUGUAUCCUCGGUAGAAAGUGCCCGCCAGACAUUGAGAGAAAUGAUAAUAUCUGAUUUUUAUCACUUGAAGGUCAGAUGGGGUGCAAGUCGAUUUCAAGAGUUGCUGCACGCAUCUUUUAUUGAUCCAGAAUCAAGGAAUUUUGCAUUGAAAAUUUAGGUAAAAAUGCUAUACUUGUUGACAAGAAAUGACUGAAAAGGUCUUCUAAUUCAUGCAAGGUGUUUUUACCUCUCAGAAACGAGUGCUGUAUCCAGCUUAGCUCACUGAUGAUAUUCUUUAUUCUUCCCAAAGAAGUCCUUGAGAGGAAGAGGAUCCUGAGAGAGCAAAGAAAAGCUUUAUUAUUUGAAAAGAUAUCGAAGCUUUGUCAGAAGCCAGUUGGGACUAAGGAUGGAAAAGAUGAUCAAUCUCAGUACUUCAAGGAGUUAGCAAAUGAUAUCUUCCAGGAUGUCCAUAAGCUAUCGAUCAAGGACCUGAUCUUACUGUACAAGAACAAUCAGUUUGGAAUUGACUUGCCUCAAAGUUUGCAGGACAAAUAUUUUAUCAGAGGGAAAAAGAUGGUUUAAUUUCAAUUUUUGUUAAAUUAUGG
Messenger RNA from Moneuplotes crassus, 1082 nucleotides. Lineage: Eukaryota; Ciliophora; Spirotrichea; Euplotida; Euplotidae. The record is from the annotation of a GenBank genome assembly.